AUGACCACGAGCAAUGUCAUAGUCAUCAGGAAAAAUAAAAUGAGGAAAAUUGAAAAGACAAACUUUAAAUUGAGUAAUGCCAACAGUUUGCUAGAAUUCAUACAAUACUGUAUAAACAAAUAUAACCUGUAUGACAGAGUUGGUAGAAAGAACAUCGUACCACCUCCGCCAGACCAGAAGAUCAUCAUUGACAAGUUGGCUCUGUACGUUGCUCGCAAUGGUCCAGAAUUUGAAGAGGUCGUCAAGAAGAGGAAUGACGCCAGGCUGAUAUUUUCUUUAGAAGUUCCCAACAGCAACAAGCCAUACUCUCCUCAGUUUGUUUAUAUCACCAAAGACACAACGACUGCAACAACAACAUUGAGCGCGAUGGCAGACGAAUCACCCCUGAUAAAAAGCAUCAGUUUCAGUAUAAAGUCGAAAGAGGACAGCCAGCAACUGAGCAGCAAGAAGGCAGCACUCCAUCACAGCAACUGGGAAGAUGAUGAUGAUGAUGAAGAGGAGGAGGGUGCUGAUGAUGAUGAUGAUGAUGGUGGUGGUAAAACAGUCGGAGAUGAUGAUGGUGUUAAGGAUGCUAACGGUCAACCAACAAGUGCAACAGUCAACAGCAUGUCAACAUUAAACAACAACAACAACAAAUUGAUGAGAGAAUCGAGGAAGAGGAAGUCGAACGUAGAUGUGGAUGACUCCAGCAACAACAACAUAAACAACAACAACAAUGUCGUUGGUGGAGGCGGUAUCAGGAGUGCCAUCAACAACUGUGAAAAGAUAUCGAGACCUUCAUUCUUCAUUGGCGACGACGACGAUGAUGAUGACGAUAACAACAGAUAUAAAAAAAAGUUGAAAAAACUACAAUCAACAACAACAACCUCCUUCUUGCCGGCCACAACUGCAAUCAGCUAUGGGUCAAAAUACGCAACAGGAACAUCAUCAUCAACAACAACAACAACAUCCUCGAUGAUUGGACCUCUGUCAAGACCGCUUUCAACGACAUCAACAACGACACCUUCAACAAAAUCGUCCACAACAUCGUCAGCAACAACAACAACAACAAUUAUGGUUGGUCCACUCCCGAAACCGCCUUCAACAAAAUCGUCAGCCACAACAACCAGGACAACGACGGCAACAACAUCGCCAAUGAUCGGUCCCAUGCCGAGACGUUCCCCGCUGGCGUCAGCAACAUUUCACUCACAUCCGUCAACAUUAUUGUCAUCAUCAUCAUCAUCGUCGACUACAACGACAACGUUAUCGGCUCCAGUGGCCAAUCCAUCGCUGACGGCAUUGAUAUCUUUGUCGAAACAUUCAUCAUCGUCCCUACCCAGGAACACGUCAUCAAGAAAUGUCUCUCGCGCGAGAAGGCGGUCACGUUCAACAUCGAGGCCAAGGAAGAGGUCAAGAACUAGGUCAAGGUCAAGGUCAAAAGAAAAAAGGUCGAAACACAAAUCUUCUAAAAAGGCUAGGAGGAGAUCCAGAUCAAAAACUCCAUCGAGGCAAGAACCAAGCAGGAAGCACAAGAGUUCGAAAUCACGUAAAACAUCAUCAUCCUCAUCAGUGCACAAAUCUAAACACAGUCACCAUCAUCACCAUCGUCAUCGCCAUCGCCAUGAUCCAGCCGAGCAAAUAGUGUUGGAUCUGACUGAUGAAACAGCCGAUGUUGUCGACCUAACCAUAGAUUGAAUAGUCCUGCCUUCCAGUUGUUAUUUCUCAUUUGUCCACAUACGACGUACCCCUGCAAUGUAAAAUGUGUGCACGAAUGUGCGCCUGUGUUUGAACGAUGAAUGUAAAUAAUAAUCUUCAAGUUGGGCUUUUUAUGUUCCUUCUUUCAAAUGUCAUUAUUAAGCCACAUUGCUACAAUCAAAAUUAUUUUGCAAUUAUGUCAUGAAUUUUACAGACCGAAAUAAAAUAUUCCUUAUGCGUGAU
Helobdella robusta is the source of this 1917-nucleotide messenger RNA. RefSeq lists its product as hypothetical. Gene Ontology annotation, molecular function: RNA binding. The transcript has 12 exons. NCBI's taxonomy places the organism in Eukaryota, Metazoa, Annelida, Clitellata, Rhynchobdellida, Glossiphoniidae. The record is from RefSeq and is a predicted model, not a curated record. The coding region runs from base 1 to 1674 and encodes 557 amino acids. Gene Ontology annotation, biological process: RNA processing.